UCUGUACAAAAAGAAAACCAGGCUUGUUUGGAAUUGAAUGAGUUAUGCUGUGUAUUUCUCUGAAAACCUGAUUUUGUCUUUAGCCCAUUUCCAAACAAGCUCUUAUACUGGUUCUUCUUCUUCUGCUUGCUGCUGUCUAGUCUCUGCCUGCCUGAGAAUUCAUGGCUAUAUUAGAACAGAAAUGGCUUCUUCAUCUUCUUCUGUUGCUGCCAUUGUGAAAUGUCAUCCAUACCCUCCUCCACUAGCUAAAUUUGAGGUUAUCACAGUCAAUCCAUGCCUAUUCAUGGAGACAUUGGAGAAGCUCCAUGCUUCCUUAGGGACCAAGUUCAUGAUCCCAGUUAUAGGUGGGAGAGACCUGGAUUUACAUCGUCUUUUUGUCCAAGUUACCUCUCGUGGAGGUUUUCAUAAGAUUGUGAAGGAGAGAAGAUGGAGGGAGAUAACAGCAACAUUCAACUUCCCAUCAACAGCUACAAACGCAUCUUUUGUUUUGAGAAAGUAUUAUGCAUCUUUGCUUCUUCAUUAUGAACAAAUCUACUUGUUUAACGCCAAGUUUUGGUCUCCAUCCUCCUCUGCUGAUCAUGUUUCACCAAUUCCUAUGGAAAUACCUUCAUUGCCAUCUUCAGAAGUAUUAUAUGCGGGUUCCUCUGUAAUAGGAGUGAUAGAUGGGAAAUUUGAAAAUGGUUAUCUAGUCACUAUUACGAUUGGAUCGGAGAAGUUAAAGGGAGUAUUAUAUCAAACUGUUGAAACCCAUAUUCAAAACAACGAUGAUCCUCCUUCUGCCGGAGUUUUGGGAAGAAGGAGGCGGAGGAGGAGGAAAUCUGAGAUAAGAAAGAGAGACCCAUCUCGUCCAAAGCCAAAUAGAAGUGGGUAUAAUUUCUUUUUCAAAGAGCAACAUGCUAGAUUAAAACCUCUUUACCCUAGAAUGGAUAGAGAUAUCAGUAGGAUGAUUGGGGAGCUAUGGAUGACAACGAAUGAAUCAGAGAAAACUGUGUAUCAAGAAAAGGCAAUGGAGGAUAAAGAACGGUACAGAUUGGAGAUGGAUGAGUAUAGAAUGAGGUUAAUUUCUGGGCAGGGUAUGAUUAGAAAUCCUGUUCAGAUUCAACCUGUUAAUAUGGUUGAAGAUGUUCAACCAGAGAUGGAGAAUAUUUCGGGUGAUGGAAGCAGCAACUCAGAUGAUGAUGAAGAAGAAGAAGCGUAUAUGGAUGCUAUGAGUGAUUAUAAUCAGAUUUCUGGUGUGCCAAUGGAAGGUGAAGAGUGUUUUCGAGGUUCUUCUACUAGAGUUCUUGAUUUGGCUAUGGAUGGGAAAGGAAAAGAACCUAUAACUGGAGAAGGAGAAGAUAUGUAACUAAAUUGAGGUUUAGGGUUUUCCUUUGUUUAGACAUACAUGAGUUUAGAAUUUAAAUUUAUUGGAUUUCUAGAGGAAAAGGGGAAUGUGAAGAAGAUAUGGGUGUUGGGAACUUGAAAUGGAUCAUCAUUUCAUUGUUUUCUAACAAAUCUUUAAAGAAGAAUGUAAUAGAAUGAUUUGGAGA
Messenger RNA from Impatiens glandulifera, 1529 nucleotides. RefSeq names its product high mobility group B protein 15-like. Gene Ontology annotation, molecular function: DNA binding. The record is from RefSeq and is a predicted model, not a curated record. NCBI's taxonomy places the organism in Eukaryota, Viridiplantae, Streptophyta, Magnoliopsida, Ericales, Balsaminaceae. Bases 38 to 1345 code for a protein of 435 amino acids. The transcript has 7 exons.